Ectocarpus sp. CCAP 1310/34 is the source of this 4894-nucleotide messenger RNA. The record is from the annotation of a GenBank genome assembly. Lineage: Eukaryota; Phaeophyceae; Ectocarpales; Ectocarpaceae.
AUGUUAGUGUCUGAGAUAAUCGAGCUGCUCGAGUCGACCGCGGCGGACUCGCCUCUCAUCUCCCCGGCGGCUCUCCUGGGCCGGGUGGAGGGCCUGCUGCUGCGAGGGACGGGGGCGACAAGCGUGGACGCCUUGCUCGUGGACCGCUGGUUCAACAAACUCUUGCACUUCUCACCAGCCACUGCUUCUGGGAGCGGCGACGGCGACGGGGAGGCGAAAGGGGCUCGAGCGACGCCGAUCCGAGAUCGCCGUUCGUUUUCUGAUGGCCACGGCGGUAGUCAGUGCCAAAAUAAGCUUAAACAGCAGCAGCAGCGGCAGCAUGAGGUUGCGUUUAAUACGAGGGCGGUGUGUGAUAUCGGCGAGGGAAUCGCAGGCAUGGCGGCGAUGACCGGACGGAAGUUGCAACUCAAGGAUUGCUCCACACGGCAACAACGGCGGCGAGGAAAGACCUUGUACGGCACCAAGUACACCAGCGGUAGCGUGGUGUGUUGGCCGGUCUCAGCGCUCCCUACUGAAGUGGGAGUUACGCGAGCGGAAGCAGAAACCUCCGCGUUGGAGCAGUUGGAGGACGUGGACGGAGAUGACGAAACGGAGGAGGCGAGGCCAUCGCCGGGCCCCGCGGAGAGGGUGCUAGCGGUGUUGCGGGUCCACUGCGUGGACGGCGUGCUCUCGGCAGCGGCGGUGGAAGCCCUGCACGGGUUAGGGAGACUGCUGGUGCCGCUGCUCACGGAGGCUCUGGCUCGUGACGAGGAGUACAUGCGCCGCCGCUCCACCGAGGCGCUGCUGUCGCUGAGCAGCAUCAGCCCGCGAGACGUGGGCCUGAUCGCGAUGGUCGAGGAGGUUGUCCAUGCGGCGCAGGUGAUGACGGAAGCGGAGAGGGUUCGCCUCUUCUUCGUGGACGACGCGGAGCACAAGCUGUGGGUGGCCACGUCGGUUGGAUUCGAGGACCCCAAGAUCAAGAUCGGGGAAGGCUUGUGCGGGCACGCGGCGGCGACCGGAAGGACCGUGAACGUGAUCGACAGCUGCAAGGACCCCCGCUCCGUCGGGCGGUGGGACAAGCAGACCGGCUUUGUCGCCAAGGGGUGGGCGGGUCAGCAAGACAUGAGCGGACAAGACGGCAGCAGUAGCAGUGGCAACGCUCGCACAACUACGCCGUCGCCAAACGACGACGAUGCUGAAGCCCGAUCGGCGGCGUCGGUCGUCGACGACUUCCGUUUGCGGCAUCGGCAGCAGCAGCAGCAACAGCAGCAACAGCCGGAGCGGAAUCCAUUGCCGUCGUUUCCGACGUCGUCGCGGCGUGGGUCGGCGGCGUCGGCGGCUGGAAGGGCGGCGGCGAGACCCCUGGCCGUGCUGCAGCUGAGCAACAAGCGAGGCAGGGGCGUCUUCAACGAGCACGACGAGAACGCGCUGUUGAGCCUCUGCGGCCGCAUAGAGCUGCUCCUCCGAGACAAGGCGGCGGAGACCGCCCUCCUCUUGUUGGGCAUGACCGAGCGCUCCCUGGUCCGCGAGAGCAACAGCCGCGGCGGCGCCGGCGGCGCCUGGUCCAACUACGCCCGCGUCCAGAGCGCCAUCAUGCAGCUCUACAGCGGGGCGAGGUUCCCGACCGACGCGGUCGCGAGGGGACGAGGCAGCGUCGCCCUCCGCUACCGCCGCUCCGCGAGCGACAGCCUUAUCGUCGUCGACACCGAUGUCGAACAGACCGGCGUGGAGCGCGACGGCACCGGCGGCGGCCAUGACCGACGGAAAACCGUCGUCUUCUCCGCGGAAGAUCGCGCUGCCAGCGGCGGCCACGGCGGCAGCGGCGGCGCGGGGGAGGGAUUUUCGAGCUCCGGCAGCGGCGGCAUCGGCGGCCGCGGCGGCGGCGACCCUGGCCGAGUACUCAGGCAGGAGGACCCUGCUGCUGCUGCUGCUGCUGCUGCUGCUGCUGCUGCUGCUGCUGCGCCGGAGGAAACCACACACGCGGAUUCGGAGCUGGUGGACCUGAGCAUGAACUUGUUUGACCUGAGCUCGCAGCAACUCCUGUCCUUGGUGGGGCGGUUCUUCCGAAGUAUGGAGCUGACAGACAGGUUUCAGAUUCCGGACAAGAAGAUGUGGAGCUUCUUGCGCGCGGUCGAGCGGCGGCAUCCGCCCAACGCCUUCCACAACCUGACCCACGCCGUCAGCGUCACCCACGCGUCCUUCACGAUCGUGAAGACAUCGCGGGCCGACUCGUUGCUCCGUCCGCUCGAUAAGCUGGGCCUCCUCGUCGCGGCGUUCUGCCACGACAUCGACCACCCAGGGAACAACAACGCCUACGAGGUGAACUCCGUUUCGCCGCUGGCGCUACAGUACGGCGACAGCUCGGUUCUAGAGCGCCAUCACGUGUUCGUGACGUACCAGGUGCUGCUGGAGGAAGGCGGGGCGAACAACAUCUUCUCGGGGCUGACUCGCAUCCAGUUCCGAGACGUCCGCCAGACCAUCGUGCAGGCCAUCCUCGGCACAGACAUGUCCGGCCACAUGCAGCACUGCGCGGACGUCUUCCAGUUCGCGCUCAAGGCGAGGAGGCUGGCAGCGGACGGCGGAGAAGGGCAAGACGGGCUGCUGAGGGUUCCGCAAAAAAAAUCCCAAGCCCGAGGAGGAGGCAUCGGCGCAGACCGCGCGGCGAAGAGCCACACCCGCCCGAAAGCGGCGGCCGCCUGUGACACGUCAGGGCUUUCCGAGGGUAUGGAAGGGGCACGCGGCGAGGGUGUGGUGUCGUUGGCGCUGGCGCCGGUGCCCCUGUCGGUGUUGCCGUCGCCACCGCCGGAGCAUAUAUUUAGCGUGGACAAGGCCGAGGACCGAUUGUUCCUCACCAAGACCAUCCUUCACUGCGCCGACCUUUCAGGGCAGUUACUGGACAACCACCUGGCCCUGGAGUGGGGAAGGAGGAUCCUGGAAGAGUUCCGAUUGCAGGCCAGGCUCGAGGCUAACACGGGCUUGCCCCGAACAACGGUGGCCAGCGGAGACCUGGAGACCACGAUAAAGGGGCAGCGCUUCUUUGCAGAAAAGAUCGUGAAGCCUCUGUGGGAGCCUUUCGUCGCGCUAUUUCCCGAGCUCAAGCCCCUCCUCAAGGGCCUCAACAGGAACUGCGAGUACUACCGUCAGGAGGGAUUGCGGCUUGAGCAGCAACGACUUUCAGCCGCCUCCGGCUCCCGACGCCCGCAACAGAAUGGACAGGAAGGAGGAGGAAGCAGUACAAGCGGCGACAAGAACGGCGUUCACGGCGACAAUGACGUCGGCGCCGACGCGGGCGUCGGCAAGGAAGCCGCCGCAAUGGCCUGCGGGCGAGAGCGACAGGCCAACCCCAACGACGGUGGCGGUGGUUAAGCGUCAACAUGUACAGUCAGCCCACUCACUCGCCCAGAAACACCGGGGCAGAUCAGGUGCGCGACGAGCGGCUGCAGUCUUGGGGGCGGCGAGCGGGGGGACGAGGGGAUCGGGACGAUCAGGUGUUUCAGAGGCGUCGGAGGAGGCAUGGAUAGACUGGUGUAAUGGCGGAUAGUUUGAUGGUCUUGGCCGCUUACCACCGUGUUGAGAAGUGAUGCCCUGUUUGAAAAGUUCGCCCUGGUUUAUUGGAGAACGACCGCGGGUUUCCAUCUGUAUCGAGAGGAUGACUUUGAGCAUGCGGGGCAACCCGAGGCUGUUCCGUCACCGGUACAAGAAACGUAUGUAAGCCGAAGUGGUGGGAUGUAAAUGUUGUGAAAAGCUCAACGUUGGUCUCAAGCCGAAGUCGUGGAAUGUAAAUGUUAAAAGCUCAACGUUGCUCUCCAAGAAAGACUCGGGAAGGAUUUAUGUUUUGUGCAGAGAAACAGGUUGUCACAAGAAUGGCUCGUCGCUAGGGUGUCCGCUUGCGAUGGCAUGCGCGACGUGUUGAGCAUGUGUUCGCUCGUACGUCUAGCAUACAUUGAACAAGGCAAGUCUUGUAGAUACCAAGAGGCACGUACCCACAGCCAACGUACAACAGCUGUGUGUACGAAGUCGAUGUGUUGAUAAGGUAUCGUUAAACAGUGCUAACAAUAGAGCUUACUUUACGCUGACGCGGUGUACGCGCCGCCUACCUUAGAAGUCAAAGGCUCAGCUGGCGUUUUUGUAUUGUUUGCGUCACGAGAUUCAUGUCCUUUUUCUUUCGUUCUCUCGGGAAGAAAUUGUCGUAUCGUUACGUGCCGUCGUCAUAAAGAAAAUAUUGUGUUGCGUGUCGUGGUCGCAGCAGGUGGCCCCGCCCAGCAGCUGGAAUGUCAUCUUGCAUGAAGCUGUCUUGUACUACAGAAAAUGUUCUGGUGUAUGGCGUUGGUUCGAUUAUUGCAGAUGGCAGAACAUUAAAUCAAUACGUACGGCGAGCUUGGUUUAUGGUAGCCUAGAGGAUGGGUUUGGUGUGGGUAUGGCUGUGGUGGUUAUGGUCGUACGCGGGAGUAGCACAGGAGUGUAGACUAGUCGUUUCGGCGAGACGAUCAAAGAACGGGCAAGGGUUGCUUUGCGCAUGAAGUAAUCAGAGUUUUGUAAGAAAGGGGAAAUGGUACGACUCAGCUAGGGUAAACAUGAGUAUGUGAGCGUCAUUCACCCCAUUCAGUCAGGUCGGCGUUAUUACCUCGUCAGGAAUGGGACGAGAAGUUUUUUUUGGUGGGAUCGUCACAGCAGCUAGCUUCCUCUGUCCCAUAGUCUAAGUCUGUAGCUUUACGUGUGAACAAGCACGUAACCGUGUCUGAUGCCUCUCCGUGGCUGCAGCAGAGGCUGUGAACGGGGCCGCCACUGCUGGUCAUGGAUCGUUGUUUCUGGAGUGGGGGUGCUUGCACAGCAGAAUUCUGGCAGUGUGAGCGCGCAAAAGAAGAAGACCAAAUGGAGCACCACGCGCCUGCAAAAGAAACACCACGGCAAGAAA